Messenger RNA from Penicillium soppii, 717 nucleotides. RefSeq lists its product as uncharacterized. The record is from RefSeq and is a predicted model, not a curated record. The coding region runs from base 1 to 717 and encodes 238 amino acids. The transcript has 3 exons. Lineage: Eukaryota; Fungi; Ascomycota; Eurotiomycetes; Eurotiales; Aspergillaceae.
AUGUCCACGAACGGUGAAUUGCUCUGUGUUGCGCUUUAUGAUAUCACCAUCAAAACCAGUCGGCCAGACUGGACCACUUCUUUCGAAAUCCCACCUCAAUCAAUCCCCGGAAAAUCGAAGCGAACCAUCAUUGACUUGAAGGAGCCUAACGAGAAUGAUAAAACAAACCACUUAAAUUUGGAAGCUUCUUCCGACAAUCCACUUUUAUGCAUCCCCGGAACAUCGAAGCAAAUCAUUGAUGACAUCAAGGCGCCUAUCGUGGACUAUGAGGAAGACCGCUUUCUAGAGACUUCUGGGAUGCGGGUUCGAUCAAUCUCCAGAACACCGAAGCAAAUCAUCGUUAACAUGAGGGCACUUGAUGAGAAAGAUGAGCCAGAUAACUUGAAGGAGAAAGAAAUGCCACUUCAAUUACAUGAGACAAACCACUUUCUAGAUACUAAGGAUGAUGGGAAUGGGUCGAUUUUCACUCCCGCAUCUACUCUUGGACCGAGUCGCGGAUCACUAUUCCAAGAGCAAUUGCUUCUUUUGACAGUGGGUGAGCUCCGAAGACGUAUGGGAUCUAGGUAUCACAAUGUUGUUGUUACUUGUCUGACUUGUCUGGAUCCUGGGAAUUUUGACUUUGGCGACGAGGAUGACUUUGAAGAUGAGAAUGGAAUUGAGGUAGGCAUCAGAUAUAUCGAGAAGUUUAUGAUGCGACUAGACAGCAUGUGUGUCUAG